AUGCGCGAACAGGCUUCGAACACGACGGUAUGCAUAUUCGUCGUCGCCGACGGGCAGGAGCAUCCCGUCAAGCUCUCCAACGCGUUCUACGGCUGUGGAUUGUCAAAGAGCGUCAUCUCGAGGAGUAGAGCCACGGCCAGUCACGGAUCUAUAAGGUCGAUCCCACCAACCAAGAUCGCAGACCACACCGGCAGAACCUACAGCUCGACUUCCAAGGUCUCUCUGCGGUGGUACUACGAUGGCGGGACGCAGACAUUUCCGGAGACUUUCUACAUCGCCGAUGCAGCCACGACGGACCUUCCCUGGGACGCCAUACUAUGCGAUACCGCCGAAUCACCGUCCUCUGCCUUGGUUCCCCAGGCUAACACCAUUUUGAGAGCGCCUGGUGGGGCAGACAGUCAACGCGAGAAAGAGCGCAAGGAACGUGAAGAGGUCAACCGAAAGAAAUAUGAAAGAGAAAGGCGUGAACAGGUCGAUAGGAUCAGGGAAGCUUUUGCGUCGAAGCAGGCUCGGGCCAAGCAUGGGUGA
Cladophialophora yegresii CBS 114405 is the source of this 528-nucleotide messenger RNA. RefSeq lists its product as uncharacterized. The record is from RefSeq and is a predicted model, not a curated record. The coding region runs from base 1 to 528 and encodes 175 amino acids. The transcript has a single exon. Lineage: Eukaryota; Fungi; Ascomycota; Eurotiomycetes; Chaetothyriales; Herpotrichiellaceae.